AUGGGAAGGGGGAAAGUAGAGUUAAAGAGAAUUGAAAACCCAACAAACAGGCAAGUCACCUUCUCUAAGAGAAGAGAUGGUUUGCUCAAGAAAGCCAUUGAACUCUCUAUUCUCUGUGAUGCUGAGGUUGCUCUUCUUGUUUUCUCUCCUUCUGGCAAAGCUUAUAACUUCUCCAGCCAUGACAUGGAUAGAACCAUCAGGAGGUACCGAAACGAAAACGGUCAGCAUAAGAUGAAUAGCCAGGGAGUUAGAACCAUCGAGGUGUGGAAGAAUGAAAUGGAUGAGAUGAAGAAAACAAUCGACACACUGGAAGCAAAACACAAGCAUUUGGCUGGAGAAGAUCUUUCAACAUUAGGCAUGAAAGAACUGAAACAACUUGAACGCCAACUGAGGAUUGGAGUAGAUCGUGUACGCUCUAAAAAGUGGCGCCUUUUGUCGGAGCACAUAAGUUUAUUGAAGAGAAAUCAUAAAACUUUGCAAGAAGAGAAUAGCAUUCUUCAGAAAAAAAUUAAGAUCCAUGAGUUAUUGGGCGAGGCCGAUGAAAAUUCAGGACUGGAAUCAUCAGAUCAUGCAACUCAAAGGUUAAUUCCAGAUGGACGUCCUGAAUCACCUCUUUACAUGAACCAACUUGGAUUUCCUGGUAAUAGUUGA
Molecule: messenger RNA, 651 nt
Organism: Cynara cardunculus var. scolymus (artichoke)
Lineage: Eukaryota; Viridiplantae; Streptophyta; Magnoliopsida; Asterales; Asteraceae
Product: truncated transcription factor CAULIFLOWER D-like
Exons: 8
Coding region: 1-651 (216 amino acids)
Biological process (GO): positive regulation of transcription by RNA polymerase II
Cellular component (GO): nucleus
Molecular function (GO): protein dimerization activity; DNA-binding transcription factor activity, RNA polymerase II-specific; RNA polymerase II cis-regulatory region sequence-specific DNA binding
Source: RefSeq, a predicted model, not a curated record